This is a messenger RNA of Limanda limanda (common dab), 403 nucleotides long. RefSeq names its product cytochrome b-c1 complex subunit 8 (gene uqcrq). Bases 71 to 319 code for a protein of 82 amino acids. The transcript has 3 exons. Gene Ontology annotation, biological process: mitochondrial electron transport, ubiquinol to cytochrome c. The record is from RefSeq and is a predicted model, not a curated record. Lineage: Eukaryota; Metazoa; Chordata; Actinopteri; Pleuronectiformes; Pleuronectidae.
UGGAUAAAAGGAAGGACACAGGGUCGUCAUUAGGAAACAUAGCUGAGAAGCAACACGCUCACUGGUGAUCAUGGGCCACCACUUUGGAGACUUGGCCAGGAUCAGGCAUGUAAUCACAUACAGCCUGUCUCCAUUUGAACAGAAGGCUUUCCCCAACUACUUCUCCAAGGGAAUCCCAAAUGUGUGGAGACGGACCACAACAUCUUUCUUCAAAGUUGCACCCCCAAUGAUCCUCAUGUACCUGACCUACACCUGGGGCAACAGUGUCCAUGCCCAGGGCAAGAGGAAGGUUGCCUCCGACUAUGAGAACGACGAAUAAACACCUGCCACCUCCUGAAAGCUGCCAUCUGUUGUUCAGUCAAACUCUAUGUAACCAAUAAAAAUCAGAAAUAUUUAUGUGAAA